Aspergillus puulaauensis is the source of this 1299-nucleotide messenger RNA. RefSeq lists its product as uncharacterized. The record is from RefSeq and is a predicted model, not a curated record. The coding region runs from base 1 to 1299 and encodes 432 amino acids. Gene Ontology annotation, molecular function: phosphatidylserine decarboxylase activity. The transcript is spliced from 2 exons. Gene Ontology annotation, cellular component: mitochondrion. Lineage: Eukaryota; Fungi; Ascomycota; Eurotiomycetes; Eurotiales; Aspergillaceae. Gene Ontology annotation, biological process: phosphatidylethanolamine biosynthetic process.
AUGGUUGCUCCGGUGUUAUGUUGCUACCAUCGACUAGACCCAUCCGUCCAAGACCUUCAAGGGCACAUUGAAAGUGAUGUUGAGUUACAGCGGCUCUUCGAAAAAGCAUUCCGCGAGAUCCCCAAUAGGUUUCUGCAAGGUUCCGGCAGCUCUGAUGCAGCUCAUGUUGGGGACUAUAGAUCCUUGGUGAAUGCAAUCGAUCAAGCAAUCAAGACGGUGCCACAUUGGGCGUCGGCUGAUGAAACCGAACGCAUCAUAGGAUGUCCGAUGAAUGAAGCCAUGAUAUGGUUCAUGAAUACCAGAACGGGGUCUCUGAUCCUCAGCCGGAAAGACAUUAACAGAUAUCUGCUCGCGAUUCUCAACCGAUGGGGCCAAUAUCUAUCGUCGCCAGAUUCUGCAAAGGCAAUUGGCACCCAAGAAGGAGGCUGGAUAUCCAACGACGCCCUCAGGGAGCUAUUAGACGUGGUAAACCAUGCGCAUGCCACUCCCUUUCGAGUCCCAUGUUUCGAGCAAGCUUUUGUAUGUGACCCUGCCUUGCCGCAUUACGACUUUCGAUCCUGGGAUGACUUCUUCACCCGCCAGUUCCGGCCUGGGAUGCGGCCGGUAGAGUCUCCGGGGGACGAACGCAUUAUUGUCAACCCGUGCGAGUCGCAGCCUUUCGCCCUUUGCGAACAGGCAGCCUCCCAGACGUGCUUCUCCCUGAAAGGACAUAGCUACUCAGUGGAGGGAAUGCUGGGCCAUGACGAGCAUGCGUCGACAUUCACGAAUGGGACAGUCUUCCAGGGCUGGCUAUCGGCAUUGAACUACCAUCGGUGGCAUGCGCCUGUCGCGGGGACGGUCGUCAAAGUCACUCACAUUCCCGGCACGUACUUUGCCGCAGAUCCAUCCAUGGGCUUCGAGAAGCUCGACGCGGCCACAGGGAAACCGAGUCCAGACCGCCAGGCCCCUGAUGCCUCGCUUAGGACGAUUGCGUCGACGGCCACCAGAACAGCAAUCUGGAUCCGUGCGGACAGCGGUGCCCUGGGAACCGUGGUGUUCCUUGCAAUCGGCAUGGCGGAGGUAUCGAGUUGUAGGUCAACUGUUGCUGCGGGAGACCAUGUAUUCAAGGGUCAGGAAAUCGGAAGCUUUCAUUACGGGGGAAGUUCUUUCUGCUUGCUUUUUGAGCCAGGCGUGGAGCUGCAGUUUUCACGCAUCGUGUACGACUCUCUAGCUCGUGGCCCUGGGGUAACUGGCCCAUGUAUUGCAGUGAACAGCAAGUUGGCAUCCAUAAGAAGUGAAUGUAUCUUGAACACUCCUUAA